AUGAUGUCUAUACUUGGCGAGUUAUCCGUCAUCGGAAUUCGCCAACUUAGCCCCCACAAAUUCAUAAGAAGGGACGUCGUGACGUCGGUGUCACCGGAGCUUCUCGCUGACCUGGUUGGGGACAGCGGGAAGCCCGUGAUCGCACUGAAGCGGCAUUUACAGGCAUUUUGUGGACAUCCGCGCUUUCGGCAACAGCUGGUUCGUGAGAGUGGCGUUGCCCUCCAGGAUGACGAUCAGAUCGAAGGGCCCGCGGAGUUGCAGCUGGUCCUUCUGCCUUUCAGAAAGAUCACGAAGGCAUUGGCGAAGGAGUGCUUUCGACAUGCGACCAAGAACUCAGUGAGCAACAUGGAGCGGCUGUUGAACCAACCGGUCGACCCGGACAUACGGGACACUCGCGAGGGCGAGGCGACUCUUCUCUGUCUGUCUUGCCAUCACGGCUUUGACGAAAUUACGCGGCUUCUGCUGGAAGCCCAGGCAGAUCCGGACAAAUGCCUACCUGACGGUGCAGGUGCUCUGUUCCUGGCCUGCCGUGGUGCCCACGUAGAUGCCGUGCGACUUCUUAUCGAGGCCAGAGCAACGCCGGACCUACCAGAACAUGGUCAGGCAGUGCCACUACAAGUCUCAGCAGCUAUGGGGCUGGUCGAGACCACACGACUCUUGCUGGACGCUCGAGCAGAUGCUUCAAAGAAGAGCAUUGGUGCCGAUGGUCGUCCAGAAAGCGCAUUUCUCAAGGCGGCUACUGGUGGGCAUGUGGAGCUCGUCCGCCUGAUGGUGGAAGAGUACGAGCUCGACAAAGCCGAAGCACCAGAGGCGGCUGGAGGGGCGCUCUUCAUGGCGUGCAUGAAAAAUCACGUGGAGACCGCCUCCUUUCUUCUCGAGGCCAGGGCUCACCCGGACAGAGCCUACGAGGUUCCUGGAACGACACCGCUGGCGAUCGCUGCCAAGGAAGGCCACAUGGAAGCUUUACGCCUCCUGCUGAGAGCGGGUGCGGACUUGAACCUGCCCACGCCCACGGGCGUGACACCCCUGGUGGCAGCAUCGGCAUAUGGCCAGCACGAUGCGGUGGUUUUGCUGCUGGAGAAUCUUGCACAGAUCCACAAGACAGCCGGCAACGGCAUGUCUCCACUCUUGGGAGCAUGCAAGCAUGGUCGUUUCCGCGUGGUCAACCGACUGCUCACCUAUGGGGCCGACAUCCAUCAGGCGAUGCGUGAUGAGGGGGAGACACCGUUUUGGAUGGCCUGCCGUUCUGGCAACAUUAACAUCGUCAAGGAGCUUUUAGAAGCAAAGGCGGACAUGAACACGCCCAACAACUCAGGCGUGACGCCAUUGCAAAUCGCCAAGGAGAUGAGCCAUGCAGAUCUCGUCGUCUUUCUCGAAGCUUUGGUGAUGGACGAGGGCGCCAGCGGCGUACCCGUCUCUGAGGGAAAGGGGGGACUAUAG
Molecule: messenger RNA, 1440 nt
Organism: Symbiodinium sp. CCMP2592
Lineage: Eukaryota; Dinophyceae; Suessiales; Symbiodiniaceae
Source: the annotation of a GenBank genome assembly